AUGGCCGCAAAACAGAACAAUCUUCAUGCCAUCAUCAUCCCUCUACCGUACCAAGGCCACAUCAACCCACUAGUGAAUCUUGCUCUUAAAAUUGCCUCAAAGGGCAUAAAAGUCACAUUUGUACAUCUUGAGUUCGUUCACCUCAAGCUAUCCAAGGCCCACCACAACAACACCAGCGGCGUCGACUUGUUCUCCGAGGCCCGGAGUUCGGGCCUCGACAUAAGUUACACGACGAUCGGUGAUGGGUUUCCUCUCGAGUUCGACCGGGACCUCAACUUCUCCACGUACUGGAACUUCCUCGUUCGUGAUUUCCCGGCCCAUGUAGAUGAAUUUGUCGGGAAUUUGAUUAAAUCCGAUCCGGGCUCCGCCCAUUUCUUGGUGGCCGACCCGAUAUCCUCGUGGCCUGCGGCCGUUGCGGAGAAAUACAAUCUGGUGUAUGUUGGUAUGUGGACACAAGCGGCUUUUGUGUUUUGCUUGGCGUACCAUUGGGAGCUUCUUAGAGAAAAGGGCCAUCUCACAUGCAAAGACAACGAGGACUUGGAGAUAGACUACAUUCCCGGCGUCCCGUCCAUCAACACAAAGGACCUGAUGAAAUAUCUCGACCCGGAAAACGUGGUGUCCGAGGGCAUGUCGAUCGGACUAAACGACGCCCGAAAGGCCGAUUUCAUCCUCCACAACACGGUCGAGGAGCUCGAGCCCCACGCUCUCUCGACCCUCAACCGACUCUACCAGCCGAGCUACACGGUGGGGCCCACCCCAUUCUACCACAACCUCUCCACGUUCUCCGUCCCCAAGAGCUUCUGGUUCGAAUCCGACUGCGCGGGCUGGCUCGGCUCCCGGCCCGCGGGCUCUGUCUUAUACGUCUCUUUCGGAAGCAUCGUUCGGGCUAGCGAUUACUUGAUCCGGGAGGUGGCCCACGGGCUCCUACAUAGCGGUGUGAGCUUCAUAUGGGUCGUUCGGGACGACGACUCGAUUAAUAGUGUUUUGCCUGUCGGGUUCGAAGACAAGAUUAAAAAUAAAGCAUUGGUCGUGCCUUGGUGUGAUCAAAUAAGGGUUUUGUCGAGCCCGGCAGUCGGGGGUUUUCUCACGCACUGCGGGUGGAACUCGACGCUCGAGAGCAUGUGGUGUGGGGUCCCGAUGAUAUGUUGCCCGUUGGAGUUUGACCAACCGACCGUCACGAAGCUUGUGGUCGACGAUUGGGGGUUAGGGAUUAGGCUUAGCGAGCGCGGGAGGAAGGUCGAUAGGCACGAGAUUGGGGAGAUGAUUAAGGGUUUUAUGUGUGGGUCCGUCGGGAAGGGGAUUAGGGAAGAGGUUGGAAAAUUGAAGGGGUUGUUUAGGAGGGCGUUGGAAGUUGGCGGGUCGUCGGAGAGGAAUUUUGAGCGGUUUGUGGAUGAUUUGAAGGAAAAGGUUGUGGCUCGGGCGGGCAAUUAG
Striga hermonthica is the source of this 1431-nucleotide messenger RNA. The record is from the annotation of a GenBank genome assembly. NCBI's taxonomy places the organism in Eukaryota, Viridiplantae, Streptophyta, Magnoliopsida, Lamiales, Orobanchaceae.